CACUUGUAAUGUUCAUUUUGAGGAUUAAUAUGAACUUGAUGCUUAUUUGAAAGAGUGUAUGACAAGUGAUGAUGUUGAGUUGGGAAUGAAAGAAAGUUCAAGAAUUAUUGGGGGACUUCUGCAAAGAUGAACAAAAUGAUUUUUAUUACUUCUGUGUUGGAUCCUCGUAAUAAGUUUGAGUAUGUUAGCUUUGCUCUUGAAGAGCUAUUAGGGAAAGAAAUGAAAAAAAAAGUAGGUGCUGAAGUAGAAACUUAUUUGAAGAAUUUGUUUGCUUUCUAUGUUAGGAAGUAUUCAAAAGGUUCUAAAAAUAAUCCAUCUUCAUCUGGAUACACUUCAUCUGACUCGUCUGGUUCAUCUAAUUCUGGUGUUCCUCAAAGCUUAAAAACAAACACUUUGAGAAAUAAGCUUCACAUGAAGAAAAAGUCAAAAGAUUGUGGUAGUAUUGGAGGUACUAAAUCAGAGUUGGAUAAAUACCUUGGUGAAGACCAAGAGCCUGUGCCCGAGCCUGGAUCCGAAUCUAAAUCUGAGGAUUUUGAUAUCUUAAAUUGGUGGAAAGUUAAUUCUCCUAGAUUUCCUGUCCUUUCACAGUUGGCUCAUGAUGUAUUGGCUAUUCCGAUGUCAAGUGUGGCAUCGGAAUGUGCAUUUGGCAUCGGUGGUCGUAUUCUUGAUCGAUUUAGAAGUUCAUUGACUUCUAAAUAUCUGCAAUGGCUUAUUUGUGUUCAAGAUUGGAUUCGACAAGAGACUAGUCCUAUUUGUGUUGAAGAAAAUUUGGAGUUUCUUGAGAAACUUGAACUCGGCAAGAAACUAAGAAUUUUGUAUUUUUGUGUGUUUUUUGAAAAAAAAUAAAAUACUUAUUUGUGUUAUAGUAUAAUAUAUUUGUUAAAUUUUGUUUUAGAGAUAACAAAAACUGGAUGAGAAUCUUGCAUUGUUGAUGUAUGAUUGCGAUUUGCUAGUACUUUGCUUGUUUGGUGAGCUCAAUACUUUGCUUGUUUGGUUAUAUCCUUUUAUAAAUUGUAAGUUAUAUUCUAAUUUUUGGUUCUAUG
Messenger RNA from Capsicum annuum, 1043 nucleotides. RefSeq names its product zinc finger BED domain-containing protein RICESLEEPER 2-like. Gene Ontology annotation, molecular function: protein dimerization activity; DNA binding. The record is from RefSeq and is a predicted model, not a curated record. The transcript is spliced from 2 exons. Bases 127 to 846 code for a protein of 239 amino acids. NCBI's taxonomy places the organism in Eukaryota, Viridiplantae, Streptophyta, Magnoliopsida, Solanales, Solanaceae.